AUGUCCUUCAUCCACCGUGACAUCAAGCCCGACAACCUCCUCAUGGGAAUCGGAAAGGGCCAGGUCAACGUUAUCGAUUUCGGCCUGGCUAAGAAGUACUACUUCAAGACCAGUUCCCACAUCCCAUACCGAGAGGGCAAGGACUUUAUGGAGCAGUCGCGCCGUGACGACAUGGAGUCUUUCGGAUAUGUCAUGCUUUACUUCUGCCGUGGAUCCCUCCCAUGGCAGGGACUCAAGGCUGACACCCUUAAGCAGAAGCACGACCGUAUUAGGGAGGAGAAGGCCACCUCAGCCGACAUUCUCUUCAAGGGAUUCCCCGACGAGUUUGCCAUCUACCUUGACUACACCAGGUCCCUUCGCUUUGACGACAAGCCCGACUACUUCUACCUCCGAAAGAUCUUCCGUGAACUCUCCGUCCGCGAAGGUUUCGAGUACGAUUACAAGUUCGACUGGACUAUCGCGGGUUGA
Molecule: messenger RNA, 468 nt
Organism: Pseudogymnoascus destructans
Lineage: Eukaryota; Fungi; Ascomycota; Leotiomycetes; Thelebolales; Thelebolaceae
Product: serine/threonine protein kinase
Exons: 2
Coding region: 1-468 (155 amino acids)
Biological process (GO): endocytosis; signal transduction; peptidyl-serine phosphorylation
Cellular component (GO): nucleus; cytoplasm
Molecular function (GO): protein serine/threonine kinase activity; ATP binding
Source: RefSeq, a predicted model, not a curated record